Vicia faba (fava bean) is the source of this 5343-nucleotide messenger RNA. The record is from the annotation of a GenBank genome assembly. NCBI's taxonomy places the organism in Eukaryota, Viridiplantae, Streptophyta, Magnoliopsida, Fabales, Fabaceae.
AUGGAAGGGGAGGGUAGUUCGGAGGGAGAGAGUGAUCGGAAAAGGGGUGGUGGCAGCGAUGAUAAUAACAAUAACGGUGAGAGUAAUAGCAAGAUUGCUGUUUCCAAUGAAGGUCAGAGCAAGCCUAAGCGACAGAUGAAGACGCCGUUUCAGCUUGAAACCCUUGAGAAAGCUUAUGCAUUGGAUAAUUACCCUUCGGAGCCUGUGAGGGUUGACUUGUCUGAGAAAUUGGGGUUAACGGAUCGGCAGCUGCAGAUGUGGUUUUGCCACAGGAGAUUGAAGGAUAAGAAGGAGGCGUCGGCUCCCAAGAAGGAGGUGUCGGCUCCCAAGAAGGAGGUGUCAGCUCCCAAGAAGGGGCCUGGGCCUGGGCCAGGGCCAGUGUCUCGUAAGCCAGCGGUCGAGCCUUUGCCGGAUUCCCCGGUGGAUGAUCUUAGGUUAGGUUCCGAUCAUGGUAAUGGGUAUGGAUCAGGGUCGGGUUCAGGUUCGAGUCCGUACACCCGGUUGGAGCCUCGGAAUGCAAUCCCUGUCAGUGUUGGUUACUAUGAGUCCCCACAGGCUGAAAUGGAGCUUAGAGCAAUUGCUUGUGUGGAGGAUCAGUUAGGUGAACCAUUGAGGGAAGAUGGGCCCAUUCUAGGAAUAGAGUUUGAUCAAUUGCCACCAGAUGCAUUUGGAGCACCUAUAGCAGUUACAGAACACCAGAAGAGACCUCGUCUUGCCUAUGACAGUAAAAUAUAUGGAAGACAUGAAGUUAAAACAAACAAGGCUAUGGCAAGGACUUUUCCGGAAUAUCAAUAUUCACCAAACCAGUCCGGUGCUAGAUCUGAUGCUUUUGGACAGUUCAGCCAAUCUCAUUUACAUGUUCCAAAGGAGGGUCCAUCCAAAAAGCCUCAGUCUGUGCUUGGUAAUGAACGGCUACCUAGAAUUCAUGGCAUCAAGGGUCAUUCUUCUCGCGUCUCCCAACAAGACAAGCAAGGGAGUCCCUUCCAAUCUCCUCCUCCGGAUAAUGUUACCCCCUCACGGGAAUUGUACACAAGUACGGGUAAAGUUGGAAUAAACUCCCACCUCACUGAUAGCCAAACUGUUGGGCUGGAAAAUACCUAUGCUUCACCUAGUGGACAAACUUUGCAAAACAAUGCAAUGCAUAUCGAUAGGAAACGAAAGGGUGAUGAUGCCAAAAUUACAAGGGAUGUUGACUCAAAUGAUAUGAGAAUCCGGAAAGAGCUCGAAAAGCAAGAAAACCUCAGACGAAAGAAUGAGGAGCGGAUAAAAAAAGAAAUGGAGAGACAAGAUCGUGAAAGAAGAAAGGAAGAAGAGAGAUUGAUGCGUGAGAGACUGCGUGAAGAGGAAAGAACAAAACGAGAGGAAAAACGUGAAAGUGAACGAAGGGAAAAGUAUUUGCUGAGAGAAAAUUUAAAAGCUGAGAGAAUGAGGCAAAAAGAAGAGCUUCGGAAAGAGAAAGAUGAAGAAAGAAGGAAAGCUGCCCUAGAGAAGGCAACUGCCCGUAAAAUAGCUAGGGAAUCCAUGGAACUUAUUGAGGAUGAACAGCUGGAAAUGAUGGAGUUAGCUGCCUCAAGCAAGGGGCUUUCCUCUAUUGUCCGUCUUGAUUUCGAUACUUUGCAAAACAUUGAAUCAUUUAGGGGUUCAUUGUGUCUUUUCCCACCUGAGAGUGUAAAGCUAAGAAAACCAUUUGCUAUCCAACCGUGGAUCAAUUCAGAAGAAAAUAUUGGCAACCUUCUCAUGGUUUGGAGGUUUUUGAUUACCUUUGCUGAUGUUUUGGAGUUAUGGCCUUUUACUCUUGAUGAGUUCGUGCAAGCAUUUCAUGAUUAUGAUUCAAGAUUGUUGGGUGAGAUACAUGUUUCUCUCCUUAAGGUGAUAAUGAAAGACAUUGAAGAUGUUGCAAGGACACCUUCAGGAUUAGGAAUGAAUCAGAAUGGUGCUGCUAAUUCUGGAGGCGGCCAUCCAGAGAUUGUGGAAGGGGCAUAUGCUUGGGGCUUUGACAUAAGGAAUUGGCAUAAGCACUUAAAUCAAUUGACAUGGCCAGAAAUUUUCCGACAGCUAGCAUUAUCUGCAGGAUAUGGACCACAGUUUAAGAAAAGCAGUAUUCCAUCUUCACGUGCAAAUAAUAAAAAUGAGGGAAGAAGUUGUGAAGAUGUCGUGUCUGCACUUCGUAAUGGUUCAGCAGCUGUAAAUGCCGUGGCAAAAAUGCAGGAGAGAGGUCUAUUAGGUCCUCGGAGAUCUAGGCAUCGGUUAACUCCUGGAACAGUUAAAUUUGCAGCAUUUCAUGUUCUCUCACUAGAGGAUGGUGAGGGAUUGAAUGUAAUAGAGCUUGCCGAAAAAAUUCAGAAAUCUGGUCUUCGGGACCUGACGACCAGCAAGACACCCGAGGCAUCAAUUUCUGUUGCUUUGACAAGAGAUGCCAAGCUUUUUGAAAGAGUAGCCCCAUCAACUUAUUGUGUACGUGCUGCAUUUAGGAAGGAUCCUGCUGAUGCUGAGUCCAUUCUUUCUGAAGCAAGAAAGAAAAUUCAGAUAUUUGAAAAUGGGUUUCUAGCUGAAGAAGAUGCUGAUGAUGUUGAAAGAGAAGAGUCAGAAAGUGAAGUUGACGAGGAUCCUGAAGUUGAUGAUUUGGUUAAUCCUUCAAGUGUUCACAAAACAUCUGAACUGUUUAAUGAUUUCUCAUCAAAUGGAAAAGAAAAUCAAGGUCAUGAUGGAAAACUUAAAGAGGAGUUCGAUAAGGAUCUACCUUGUUUUCCUGACAAUGGUUCCAAGAAUGCUGAUUAUCCAAGUGCUGUUUCUGGACAACCUGUUGCUUGUGAAAAUCUAAGUGCCAGAAAUCUAGGCGAAGAUAAUAUGGAAAUUGACGAAAGUAAGUCUGGAGAGUCAUGGAUUCAAGGGCUCACUGAAGGAGAAUAUUCUGAUCUCAGUGUAGAAGAGCGAUUAAAUGCUCUUGUUGUAUUGGUUGGUGUGGCAAAUGAAGGAAAUUCAAUCCGCGUUGUUCUCGAGGAUCGAUUGGAAGCAGCAAAUGCUCUGAAGAAGCAAAUGUUGGCAGAGGCACACAUUGAUAAAGCUCGCGUGAAAGAUGAUAAUGUCAAUAAGUCAGAUUUUCCUACUAUCAAUGGUAUCAAGGUUGAAACACAGCUCACGUGUGCUGCUGUGGAGAGCAAUCCAAGCCCAUUGCUUGAUAUUAAUGUUUGCAAUAAUAAUAAUAAUGAUGAUUCUCCUAGCAAAUCAGAAAAUAAAAGACUAGUUCUUGUUGGACAAAGCCUGCCUGAAAAGCUCUCAUCAGGUCAAGAUCUCUGCAUAGGUCCUGAUAAUCCCCAGACUAUGUUAUCUGCACAAUAUUCAAAACGGUCACGAUCUCAGUUAAAAUCUUAUAUUUCCCACAUAGCAGAAGAGAUGUACAUCUAUAGGUCCUUACCCCUUGGGCAAGACCGUAGACAUAAUCGAUAUUGGCAAUUUGUUGCAUCUGCUUCUUGCAAUGAUCCUGGCUCGGGCAGGAUCUUUGUUGAAUAUCAUGAUGGCAGAUGGAGGCUUAUUGAUUCCGAAGAGGCCUUUGACACACUUCUGAAUUCACUGGAUUCACGUGGGAUCAGGGAAUCUCAUUUGCAUCUAAUGUUGCUAAAGAUUGAGAAUACAUUUAAGGAAAAUGUUCAAAAGAAUGCAAAAUGUGCCAAAAUUGGAAACACAAACGAAAUACGUGUUAAAAAUGAAGCCGAUGAAACAGAUUCCAGUCCUGAUCACCAUACUAGUUCUGACAGUCCUAGCAGUACUCUUUGCGGCUUGAGCUCUGAUACUUCAGAAACUUCGUCAUCCUUCAGAAUUGAGCUUGGGAAAAGUGAGUGCGACAAGAAAGCUGCCUUGAGAAGGUAUCAAGAUGUUCAAAAAUGGAUGUGGAAAGAAUGCUAUAACCCAUCAAUAUUAUGUGCAACAAAAUAUGGAAAAAAGAGAUGCAAACCUCAGGUUGACAUAUGUGAUAUCUGUCUCAACCUUUAUUGCUUGGAAGACUCUCAUUGCAGUCAUUGCCACCUUACUUUUCCGUCAAAUGAUGGCUUAAAUUUUUCUAAGCAUGCAAUUCAAUGUGGAGACAAGUUGCCCAAAGAUAUUUGUAUUUCGGAAUCUCCUCUUCCAUUGCGAACCAGGUUGCUUAAGGCUCUGCUGGCUUUUAUUGAGGUAUCUGUUCCACCUGAAGCAUUUCAAUCAAUUUGGACUGAGGAUAUUAGAAGGCUUUGGGGUGUGAAGUUGAACAGAUCAUCUUCCGCCGAAGAACUUCUACAGAUAUUGACUCUAUUUGAGAGAGCACUAAAGCGAGACUUUUUAUCAUCACCUUUUGCUACAACUGGGGAUUUGUUGGGGAUGAACACUAUGUGGGAGAGUACUGCACUUACUUCUAUGGAUCUCAAGUCAGUUACUGUUCUUCCAUGGGUUCCACGGACCACUUCAGCUGUGUCUCUCAGACUUUUUGAGUUUGACACAUCAAUCACCUAUGUAAAGCUUGAGAAACCUGAGUCCUAUCAGGAGAAAGAAGCUAGAUACAUAAAGCUUCCUUCAAGAUAUGCCUCUGUUAAAUCUACUAAAGCGGCUGAACCAUCAUAUAUGGACUGUGAUGAAUUCAUGAAAGUGAAGUCUGCCCCUAUGAAAAUUGCGCGAAGCAGCAAAAAACGGGCACGAGUGAAUCAUGACAAAGGAAGAGCUAAAAAGUUGUCUAAAAGAACAAAUGAUUCCAAACGAGAUAAUGGCCGCUUCAGUUUGCAGGUUACUGAGAAUCUAAGUCAAAGAAUAAAUCAGUUUGGACAAGGAUCACAAGGGCAUGCAGGUGGACGUGGCCCCCGGACAGUUAGAAAAAGGAGAGAGGAGAAUAGGGUUGUUGAUGAUUUGUUGCUGAGCGAUAGGGCUGCCAUUAAUAGCUCCAAUUUUAGUAGAGAACCAUUGAGAAUCAUGGAUGAGGACUGGAGUGAUGAGAAGGCAAGUCCCGUACCGAGGGAAGCUGCUGACACGAGUAGCAGCAGUGAAGAGGAUGAAUAUGAUGACAACACCCAGGCAAUGGAAUCUGAUGACAAUGCGGAAGCAGUUGAGUACGGUCAAGGAAACUGGGAGAUAGGUUUUAAUGGUACCCCCAACAGAUGGAAUAGGGAUUUGGUUGGAAUGAGUGAUGAAGAACGACACUUGGAGGCUUCCGAAGAUGACAAUGACAAUGGCAUUGAAGGGAAUGAAGAGGAGGAGGAGGAGGAGGAAGAAGAGGAUUCUGAAGCAGAUGUUAUUAUGAGUGAUGGUUCAGAUGGAAUGGCAAAUAGAGUUGUAAAUGAAGAAAGCUCAGACUCGAGUGACUCGGAAGAUUAUUCUGAUUAG